AGAGAAGUAAAGUUGGUGACAGAUCGGUGAGUCACCGUAUAGCAGCCUUAUCCAGAGUCUUCUAAGCUAAACUCUUUUUAACCCUCCUUCAAAUCUUGUACCUUUUCAAUUUCAUCAUUCAUUUCUCGCCCCUUCAUCCUCUUCUCCGUCCUUAACCCCCGCGUCUCUUUUUUAUAAAACCUUUUCAAAUCUUUGUUAGUAGGUAUUAUUUUCUCCGGAAAAUCCGUCACUUUUCUGGGGAAAAUCUCAUUCUUUUCUUCACUCAAAUCCUAGAUUUAAGCAGCUAAAAACAAUUGCUUUUUCCAUUUUUGGGAUUUUCAUUUCCCAAUUCUGACCUUCAACGCUCGUGAUUUUAAAUAAUCAAGUUCUUUUUUGGUCAGCUGAAUUCGUUUUAGCAACAAUUCUUUCCUAGAUUGAAGCUGCCCCAAAAAUCUCGCGUUUCCCAUUUUCUAGGAUUUAUUUCCUUAAUUACUCCGUCAAAUUUUCUCCUCAAUUUAUUUAAUAGAAAAAUUCUUCUGUGUAAACUCUGAGAUUUUUGAUUGAAAUAAUUAUUUGGAGUAGAAGAGAUGACGAUUGUUUCAUUACCAGGAAGUUCAGGGUACUUGGAUGUUAGUAAUAGGAAAGUAGUGUCUUACUUCAGCAAUCCCUAUGUCUUGGGUUUGACUUUCGUUGCCGGUAUUGGAGGUCUCCUUUUCGGCUACGACACAGGAGUAAUAUCUGGUGCACUUUUGUACAUUAAGGAUGAAUUUCCCGAAGUCAAUCAAAGCAGUUUCCUACAGGAAACUAUUGUCAGUAUGGCGUUGGUUGGGGCUAUGAUUGGAGCUGCCGCUGGGGGCUGGAUUAAUGACUCUUAUGGACGCAAGAGAGCUACUUUAUCUGCUGAUGUUGUUUUCAUCCUAGGAUCUUUGGUAAUGGCAGCAGCUCCGGAUCCAUACAUUCUUAUACUUGGACGACUUUUAGUAGGUCUGGGUGUUGGGGUUGCUUCUGUUACUGCUCCUGUGUACAUUGCUGAAGCAUCUCCAUCAGAAAUUCGUGGGGGGCUUGUGAGCACAAAUGUAUUAAUGAUUACGGGUGGACAAUUUCUUUCCUACCUUGUGAAUCUUGCUUUCACAGAGAUUCCAGGGACUUGGAGAUGGAUGCUUGGAGUGGCGGGAGUGCCUGCUGCUAUUCAAUUCGUCCUCAUGCUGUUUUUACCUGAAUCUCCACGAUGGCUUUACAUGAAGAAGGAUAAAGCUGAAGCUGUCGCUGUUUUAGCUAAGAUUUAUGAUCCUUAUCGGUUGGAGGAGGAGAUUGAUCAGCUUGCUACUGCAUUAGAGGAAGAACGCCUUAGAAUGCAGGCUGUCAGUUACCUGGAUGUAUUUAGGAAGAAGGAGAUCAGACUUGCAUUCUUCGCAGGAGCUGGGCUGCAGGCAUUUCAGCAGUUCACAGGCAUCAACACGGUUAUGUACUACAGUCCAACAAUUGUGCAGAUGGCUGGCUUUAAAUCUAAUCAGUUGGCGUUGCUCCUGUCUCUCAUUGUCGCUUUAACGAAUGCCAUGGGUACUAUAGUGGGAAUUUACCUCAUUGAUCACUUUGGACGCAAAAAGUUGGCUUUGACAAGCUUAUCCGGUGUGAUUGUGUCCUUAAUUCUCCUUGCUGUAGCGUUCAUCCUGGAGUCUUCUAAUUCUAAUUCAAUCAAUGUCGGGGGAUACGGCUGGAUUGCUGUAAUAGGUUUGGCCCUCUAUAUUGCUUUCUUUGCACCUGGUAUGGGUCCUGUGCCAUGGACAGUGAACUCUGAAAUAUACCCAGAGUCCUAUAGAGGAAUGUGUGGUGGCAUGUCUGCUACUGUCAACUGGAUAUCCAACCUUAUAGUGGCACAGAGUUUCCUUUCCUUAGCGGAGGCUGUGGGCACGGGUGUUACAUUCUUGAUACUAGCUGGUAUAGCAGUGAUGGCAUUUGUGUUUGUCGUCGUGUUCGUGCCAGAGACCAAGGGCUUGUCAUUUGAGGAAAUGGAGAGGAUAUGGAAGGAGAAAGCUUGGGGCAAUGGAUCUGGCAAAGAUGCACUUCUUGAGGCCAGAAGCUGAUUAGAGUCUUUCAGCGACUUCAUGAUCAGUUGGUGCAGUGUAGCAGUUUGUAAAUUAUAUAAAAUAUAUAUUAUGGUAAUGUCAAUGUAAUGUGGACAAGGGGCCUUGCAACUGCGUUAUUAAAGCUUUGGUUGCAAGCUCCAAUCCCUAUGACGGAGGAAAUAUUUGGAGAGCUCUGUUGGUUAUGAGACCAGAGAAUUCCAUAUUUCCAUUAGACUGUUUCGCUUUUUGUAUAGUAAAGAUCUUCAAGUAGAGCAUCCGAACGUCUUUGGUCUGAGCUUCUUAAGUUGAUGCUUGUCUUUUUAAUUAGAGCCACUCAACAUCAGGCAGGAAUUACCUGUGGUGUUUGGGGGUUUGGCUAUAAACCUUACCUUGCAUGUUAUAUGUUAUUAAUAUAUCCAACAGGUUCACCUUU
Nicotiana tabacum (common tobacco) is the source of this 2478-nucleotide messenger RNA. RefSeq names its product inositol transporter 1. Gene Ontology annotation, biological process: transmembrane transport. Gene Ontology annotation, molecular function: transmembrane transporter activity. Gene Ontology annotation, cellular component: membrane. The record is from RefSeq and is a predicted model, not a curated record. NCBI's taxonomy places the organism in Eukaryota, Viridiplantae, Streptophyta, Magnoliopsida, Solanales, Solanaceae.